CUCAUUAUGAACAAAUGGUGAGAGGAGUUAGAGAAUCAUUAAUUAUCAAUUCGGCUAGUGACUAGGGGGAAUCAUUACUAGAGUGAGUUUUCUCAUUUUGAAACUUUAUCAAUUUAAUCAUUUGGUGUUAGUUUUAGUUGUUUAAAGUAACUAAACUUGAACUUGGAGUUUGCUAGAUCAUGUGAAGUGCCUACCCGCCUGAAAAGAGAGAAUGGCUAUAGAUUUGUGGAUUUGUAAAAAGGCAAGGGGAAUAAUUGUAUUUUUAGUGAACUUAUAAAAGUAAAGUGACGAGCAAGAAAAAUCCUAGAUGCACACUCCCUUCUUCUCUUCACUCUCGUCUUCUCGCCUCUCUGUUCUUUCCUCUACAUAUAAAAAACGAAUCAACUCCCUAUACGAACCAAAGAUCAGAAGAAAAUACAACAUUUAUUCUCCUUCACUCUCGAACAACCGAAUCCUAGUCGCCACCUCUUCUCAUAUCUUCUCCGUCCAAGUAAAACAUAAGAGAAAGACUGAGGGCGGCGACGACAUCCAUCAUCGCUUCUCUCUCUCGAUCAUCUUCCCGUUGAUCUGACGGAGAAGCCACCAGAAAGAGUCCUUAGUUAGGUCACCCAAUUCGCCCAAUCCACCCAGCCGCUCCCGCUCUAAACCGCGGAUUUCCGGAAAAGCUUAAGAAAUUUGCGAAUUAAUUAUAACGAGAGCGCGAAUUAUGACACAAAGAGCGCGAAUUCCAUCCGACUUUAUCAUAUUGAAGGAGACAGUGAAGAAAGAGAUGGAAGGGAAAUUAAGAUGGCGCAGAGGAUUUGCCAAAGAACGAAUUUAAUUUCCAGCCAUGAAAGACGAGAAACUUCUGCUGCACCGAGAGAUCUAAUCGAACAUGAAGGACCAACAGGAAUGGGCAGGUCGUCUACCGCUCACGCAUGGAAAUUUGAUGAGUUAAUUUGCUUGCAUGGUAGAAACUAGGAUUGAUCCAUUCCCGAUCUUGUUUUGUAUCACUCUAGCUUUCUCCGAUGGGUUGGAAUAUAAUUCGUUUUAUAAGCUGUAAUUGGGAAGGAACUGCAAAUUAUUAAUUAAAAUAAUAUAUUAUUAAUGCUCUAUUCACGCUCUCAAUAUUAAAUUAUUAAAAAAUGAAUACUCUGACGAUCCCGUUUCCGCUCCCGAUCCCGCUCCACGAACUAAUUACCUAAGUCCUUAGCAAAGAUGUGAAUCAUAAUCAUUAGUCCGCUCUGAAUUAGGAUGUGAAUCUCGAUUCCUGGGACCGGUUACUAUGACAACACUCCUUGUGUUGUUAUUGUAACAACACUAGUCUCCAACCAAUAGGAAGCUAGGAUUGUGAUGACUUUUUAUUAGAUGAGUUGACCUAGUGUAAAUUCAAAGCAGGGGUAUACUUGUCAUUAUGAAAAAUCUGUUAAAAAAUAAAAAAAAUAAAAAAUAUUUUUUUAUUUUUUGCCAAAAAUUUGGCCGCCGUAAUUCUGCCACCGGUCGCCGGAAAAUGGUCGUCGGUAGGGCUGCAAAUGAGCCAAGCCGCUCGCGAGCAACUCGACGUUCGAAUCGGAAAAAACUCGUUCGACACUCGACUCGUUAUUUAACAAGCCGGCUCGCGAGCCAACUCGUUAGUUAACGAGCCAAGCCUGAGCUAGACCAUGCUCAGCUUGAUAAGCUCGCGAGCUAGCUUGAUUCGGUGGCUUGUCGAGCUAAGCUCGCGACCUGCCUUGUUUUGAGCUUGUGGAAGGAUGAAUUACUCUUUUAAACAUGAACAUUGUCUUAUAAUACAGAUGUGUAUGAAAUUUAGAUGUUAUUUCUAGUUUCUAGUGUUCUUUCUAUCAUUUAAAUUCUUAUGUUUAUACAUUUUUCCAGCAAAAAUGAUUUUAAAUCGAGCUCAUCUUGAGCCGAGCUUGUACUCAGCUUAACAAGCUAUGUUAAUGAGCAUUUAUCGAGCUCUACCGAGUCGAGCUCGAGCUAGAUUAUUUUUAUUCAAGCCGAGCUCGAGCUCGAGCUGGAUUAUCAAAAUUCGAGUUCGAGCCGAGCUCGAGCUGAAAAAUUAAUAAACGAGCCGAGCUCAAGCUAAGCAAAAACUCGACUCGGCUCGUUUGCAGCCCUAGUCGUCGGGCACCGGAAUAUGCUUUUUGUCGCCGGAAUAUGCUAUUUGUCGCCGGAAUAUGCUUACCUGUGUCGGAAUAUGCUUACCGGCGUCGGAAUAUGCUUACCGGCGUCAGAAUCUAGUCAUUGGGGCCGGAAUAUGCCUAUCAGCGUCGGAAUAUGCUCACUGACGGUCACCUGAGUUCGGUCAACGAACUUCGUUGACCGGUCAACGGUCUUCGUUGACCGGUCAACGGUCAACGACCACCGGAUGUAUGGUCUACAUUGUGAGAUUUAUGGUUUGGUUUCUCAUAUUUUCGUAUGCCUUUUGUGGUUUGCUUUAUCGUGUUUGUGGUUUGCAUUAAGAUGUUUCUGGUUUGCUUUAUCGUGUUUGUGGUUUGCAUUGAGAAGUUUCUGGUUUGCUUUCAAAAACUUUGUGGUCUGCAUUGUGAGGUUUCUGGUUUGUUUUAAUAUAUUUGCGGUUUGCAUUAGGACAUUUAUGGUUUGUUUUUUUGUGGUUUGAUUUACUAUGUUUGUGGUUUGCAUUUGGAGGUUUCUGGUGUGCUUUCGCAAAUGUUGUGGUUUGCAUUGUGGGGGUUCUAGUUUGUUUUAGGAGAUUUGUGGUUUGCAUUAGGAGGUUUCUGGUUUGCAUUAAGAAGUUUCUGGUGUGCUUUAAAAAAAAUUGUGGUUUGCUUUGUGGGAUUUCUGGUUUGUUUUAAUAAAUUUGUGGUUUGCAUCAGGACGUUUAUGGUUUGCUUUAGUGUGGUUUGCUUUACCGUGUUUGUGGUUUGCAUUAUGAUGUUUUUGGUGUGCUUUCGAAAUAUUUGUGGUGUGCAAUGUGGGGUUUUCGGUAUGUUUUAGGGGAUUUUUGGUUUGCAUUAUGAGGUUUCUGGUAUGCGUUUUGUGGUUUGUUUUACUGUGUUUGUGCGCUACAUUAGGAGGUUUAUGGUGUGCUUUUGAAAUAUUUGUAGUUUGCUUUGUGGUAUUUCUAGUAUGUUUUAGGCGAUUUGUAGUUUGCAUUAUGAGAUUUCUGGUAUGCUUUAGAAACAUUUGUGGUGUGUUUUAUGGUGUUUGUGGUAUGUUUCAGAAGGUUUAUGGUUUACCUUACAAGGUUUUGGUAUGUUUAUAAUUUAUGUGUGGUUUGAUUUAUCAGAAACAAAUUGGAAACAAACUUGACAAAUAACUCUUCUCCUGGAGCUAAACAAUUACAAAUCGACAUAACAAGCUAUUGAAAUCAUAUCAAUGACAAGCUAUUGAAAUCAUAUCAAUUAAACUCUCCAUUGUCCACUCAAUUCAUAUCAAGAAUUAACAAUUGGACCGGAGAAGUACUAAUGAAUGAAAGUGACGAGAGAGAAAAGCAAUCGGAGCACUAAGUUCAUGGUAUGGAGAGCUUGGGAACGAUCGCGUGCGAUGACAACAAGGCCUUCAGAAUGAAUAAUCCCUUGACAAAGUCGUCCGCAGCCAUCGCCAUGUUCGCGAAUCUCUAGGAGGGGGAAGAGCGGUAGAGUUGCAUGAGAUUUAGAACCGGGGAAAAACGAGUUGCAGCGGGGCAGCAGCGAAUCUCAACGAAGUCAUCCGCAGCCGAUACUGCCAUGGUUGUGAAGCUCUAGGAGGGGAAAAGAUCGACGAAGUUGUAGGACGUCGGAGAGAAACGAGUUGGGGCAGAGCAGCAGGGGAGCAAGAAUCGCCGAUCUGGGAGGAGUCCCUCUAGUCUCGAUAUCCUCGAUGACCAGACCAAUUUUCUCAGAGUCUGUCGCCGUCUCUUGUGUUGAGGAAGAAUGGCGAUGGGAGGAGGAAGGAUCAAAGCGAGUUGGUCUCUGCCAUCCCGUCGGCGAAAGAGAAGAGACCGAGAUUUUGUCUUUAAGGAGAAAGACCACCGUCACCGGAUAAUGAAAUAUAGAUUUGGGACUGGGAGCAAUUUUUUUUUUGGAGAGGAAGAGAGCACAUAAGCCGAGAAAGUGGAUUAAUUUAAUUUUUAUUUUAUUAAUUUGGGUCAAUGUGACCCUUUUACCCCUGUUGUUAUUAUAACAACGCAUUGACUGUUGUUAUUGUAUCCCGUCCCUCGAUUCCUUUUACAUAAAAAUAACGAAAGAUUGGUUGGGCCGCUGGCCCGCUAGACUAUCAGCAUUGCCGCCCGCCAAUAGGACUAGUAGCCCAAAUAAAUACGUAGCAGUGCCCACCAAGGAACCAGCGAACGUAACCAAAGAGGAGGGAAUGGGAUAAUAAAUUUCUCGAGAAUAAAAAAAAAAAAAUCUCUCUUUCACCUCUUGGGCUACCCUCGCUAUCCUUCUCCUUUGUUCUCUGCAGUUCGCGUUUUGAUUGUUCUUCUCUUCCUCGGAAACCCUAGAUCCCUCUGUCUCCCGAUCUUCCCCGGCUCUCUCUGCUUCUUCCCGAUCGGCGGAGGCCCUUUCGUAAGUUUUUCUCGCUAGUUUCAGGCAGCAAGGGGAGGCGAAGAGCGACCGAUCGGAGUAAUAUGGACGAUAGCUGUGCUGUGUGUGCCGAUGCCUUGGAAUGGGUUGCCUACGGCGCCUGCGGCCAUCGCGACGUCUGCUCUACCUGCGUCGUUCGUCUUCGAUUCAUCUGCGAUGAUCGCCGGUGCUGCAUCUGCAAGGCGGAGUCCGAUGUCGUUUUUGUCACCAAGGCUCUGGGAGACUAUACAAGGAUUAUCAAUGACUUCGCAGUCCUUCCUUCUGAACCUAGGGAAGGCAGGAGCGGGUCGUAUUGGUACCAUGAGGAUACACAGGCGUUUUUUGAUGAUGUGGACCACUACAAGAUGAUCAAGGCAAUGUGCAGACUCUCGUGCAGUGUAUGUGACAACAUGGAGGAGGAGACGAAUGAUGGCACAAAGCGUCGCUCCAGGUUUAGGAACAUUGAACAGCUGAAGGGUCAUUUGUUUCACAAACAUAAGUUGUUUAUGUGCAGCCUAUGUUUGGAAGGGCGGAAGGUAUUUAUUUGUGAGCAGAAGCUGUAUAGUAGAUCACAGCUUAAUCAGCACAGCAGCACAGGGAACUCUGAGGUGGAUGGUAGUGAAAGUGAAAGAGGUGGCUUUAUGGGUCAUCCCCAAUGUGAAUUUUGCAAGUCAUCAUUCUAUGGUGAAAAUGAGUUAUACUCGCAUAUGUCUAGGGACCACUAUACCUGUCAUAUAUGCCAAAGGCAGCACCCUGGACAAUAUGAGUAUUACAGAAAUUACGAUGACCUAGAGAUGCACUUCCGCGGAGACCAUUUCCUUUGUGAGGAUGAGUCAUGUCUUGCCAAAAAGUUUGUUGUUUUUCAAAGUGAAUCUGAAAUGAAGAGGCAUAAUACCAUCGAACAUGCUGGGCGUAUGUCCCGUUCGAAGCGUAAUGCUGCUCUACAGAUACCAACCAGCUUCCGGUUUCAUCGUGAACAAGAUGCCCGUCGUGGAAGGGGCCGCCCAUCUCGGCGUGAUGAUUCUGAUAACCAACUUUCCAUGGCAAUUCAGGCAAGUCUGGAUACCUCUUACGCUGAUCCCCCAUUGCCGUCAUCUGGUACACAAACAGCAGCCGAUUCUGGAGAUGGUAUUUAUAUGGAUCCACUCAGUGAGCCUCUAGACUCAUUAACUCUAUCUGACUCAUCCACGCCUUCAAGAUAUCUUCAAGCAUUAGGGCACAGUAGGAAUGGUGCUCUGCAAGAGUCCGCCUUUCCUCCCCUUGCUACGGGCCCCAGCAGUAGUAGUAGCCAGCAGCAGAAGCCCACACAAGAACCAGAAGGUUUACCAAACAACACUAUGGCAGCACAUCUCAGACGCAAGAAUAAAAAGGCAACUGUUGUCAACUCAGCCAAGGGAUGGGCUACAACCCGUGUGCCCCUCUCUGUUAGUGGUGGUUCAUCACAGUGGCCCGCGAUAAAUAAUAUUGUGCCAUCAAGCUCUCACAGUAUUUCUACUGCACCUCCUCCACUUUCGAGUCGUGCAAGUCCUCCUGUUCGAGCACCCGUGUCAGUUGCUGGACAUAUCUCUGCUGGUAAUCUAGUGAGCACCAGUGGCAGAAUGAGUCAUUCUGCAUCAGCCCCAAGUCUUGCUGAGAGUACUAGGUUGCUAAAAAAGCCCCCUGACUCGGAUUUCCCUCCAGUCUCUGCGGUGCAAGUACACAAAGCACCCUCCAGUAGUCAGCAGCAGGCUGUGGUUAAAGCACCCUCCACUAGUCAGCAGAAGGCUGUGGUUAAUGCUGGAGAUGUUCAAACUGCAAACAAAUCUCUGGUUGAGAAAAUUCGUGACGCCUUACAUCACGAUGAGGCAAUGUAUGCUUCUUUCAAAGAGAUUUCUGGUCAGUAUCGACAGGGCUCUGUCGACACUGAAGAGUACUUGGGAUAUGUGCAGCAGUAUGGGUUGUCUCAUCUUGUUCUCGAGUUAGCUAGACUUUGCCCUGAUCCCCUGAAGCAGAAGGAGCUGGUUGACACCUACAAUGCUGCUGCUAGUUUGGGAUUGAAUGGCCGCCAGGAAAAGGGUAAAGACUCUACUAAAAAGGGCAAGGGAAUAUCUUCAGAAGGCAGCAACAGCAGCAGCAGCUCAAGGGAUAAAUUAGCCGAUAACAUUAUGAACACGGUUCGGACACUGCAGUCACAACAACAGAAACCUGUGGCAGAAGAGCUGGUCGAGGUGUUAUCCAAGGAUGGUUAUCGGAACUCUAAAGGAAAGCCUAGUUCGACUAUUGAUAAUUGGGAAUCAGGCGGUCAGCAACGGUCCACUUCAUCUGGCGAUGGAAAUAUGAAAAAGAAGAAAACUUCAAAGUUCCAUAGGGCGAGGCUGGGCGAUGGGUCAAUGGAGGUGAUCUUAGGCAAGAAGAAUUCCGACCAUGACCUGGGUCCCGGUUUAGUAGGCGAAGCAUCUUCAGAUGGUAGCAAUAGUAAUGAUGCCGCUGGAGGGGUGCCUGUGCGCGGGGUUUGGAGGAAAGGAGGGAGCAAGAAGCUCUUUACAUAGAUACAGUCGGUGGAGGAUACCAGAUUGAUUACCUUUGAAUGGAGAAGUCAAAUGCACAGAUGUGUUUUUCGGGUUGUGAAUGAAUCGUUUUGUAGAUGCCUGAUCAGACUGCAGAGGUGAGCAAAUUUUGCGCUUGUUUCUUGCCAAGUGUGAUGAUGGCUGAGUUGAGAUGAUAGUGGCUGUUUUCUGUUUUAGAUUGAAUUCUGGUUGUAGUCAAUCAGUUGUUGGUGAGUUGAUGACAAAUGUUGAUAGAAUUUGACAUGUUGGAGAGGAACACAGUUUUCUUUCUUCCGCACUUAUUAGUUAUUUUUGCUUAAAAUCUUUUUCUCACUAGUUUAAUGGUUUUUGCUUGCAAAUCGAAUGACGCUGUUAGAAUUUGGCUAUGGCACUGACAAUGACUUGGUACUGGUGGCGCACAUCAUGAUCUGUAUUCUGUGCCAAGUUGAAUCAAAAAAUUAUAUGUGUUCAUUUCAUACAUAAUCCAUUCAAAAUAGAGAAGAAACAAAUGGUAUAAAAACAAAUGGCAGGUACACUUUACUUUAUUGUCUAUAUGUGCAAUUCGGCUAUCAGGUUGACAUUCAUAAACAUAAAUCAGUAACGUUUCUUUUAGUUCAAGAAUUUAAAAUUUAACGUCGCGAUUUAAACAGGGUAAAAAAAUAUUAAAAAUGUGCACGCAAAUAGGGGUAAAUAUCACAUUUGGUCACUGAAUUAUUAAAGCAUAUCAUGUUUAGUCACUAGAAAAAUUUAAUAUCAAUUUUGAUCACCUGAAUUACUGAAACAGAUCACAUUUAGUCACUCUCUCGUUAGUUUCCGUCCAAAUCCAUUAAUAAAAAAAAAACUUUUGUGUUGGUUUAAUAUAAUCAUCGUGUUUGCUAGAUUAUUAAUUGGUGCUUUUUGUGCAUUGUCGCGUUCAACCGACCUUCCGGACAUAAUUUGUGAUGACUAUGCUAAAGUGAAGAGGUUUAGCGUCCAACGUAGAGAUCUUCAUAGGAAUAAUCAAGGAUUCAAGGUAUUGACUCUCUCAAUUUGUUAUUUCUUCUAUGUUACCUAUGUUACGAGCUUCAAAAUAUUUUGAUGUUCUUAUUUUUCUAAUUUUCUUAUAAACAUAGUAGAUUAUUUGUUCUGUACAACUAUUUUUCUUAUUUUCUUGAGUUUUGCAGACUAUUUGUUACUUUACAACUAUGAAAGCGGAUAAAAUUAAUAAAUUCUUACAGACCGGUUGGUACCAAAUGAAUCAAGAAUUCAUUUCAUUGUAAAAUGAGUUACCGUGUAGAAUUCAUUGUCAAAUGAAAUCCUAUGUUUGGUAUGUUAUAUUCAAAUCAUUGAAGUGUCGUGUAGAAUUCAUUGUCAAAUUAAUUUCUGUGUUUGGUAUGUCAUAUGUAUAAGUAAUUUAGUUAAUAAAAGAGGAUAAUCAUGUCAUUUUAUUAUAAUUAGUAAAUACUUGUGGAAUUCAUUUGGAAAUUCUAUCUCAAUUCCUCGGAAUUGCUAUCACUGGUUCCAAUUCCGUAGAAUUCAAAAUUUAUAAUUGAAAAUGAAUUCUUUUUAAUACCAAACACAAAAAUAUUUCAUUUCAAAAUGAAUUACUCAAACUUAUGGAAUUCAUUUAUACCAAGGUUGUCAACCCGUGGGUUGACCCAGACCCGGUGGAGCUAGUGGGUCAAGGGUUAAUGGGUCACCCGAUUUAGCCCGGAAAAUAUGGAAAUAGUCAUUAUAUUGUACUUAUCCUGAUAAAUUAUAUCAAAUCUCAUCUAACAUAUGAGUUAUAACAUAUAAUAUUCCACCAAAAUAACAUGUCGUACUUAGA
This is a messenger RNA of Linum trigynum, 8816 nucleotides long. Lineage: Eukaryota; Viridiplantae; Streptophyta; Magnoliopsida; Malpighiales; Linaceae. The record is from the annotation of a GenBank genome assembly.